UUUUGCAAAUUGGCUUCACAUUAUGAAAAAUCUAACAAUUAUCAAAGGAAAAUGAGAAUUUGUAGGAGCUUUUCAAGAAAAAAUCUAAAGCAUUUGCAAUAGGAAGGUUCACAUAUUUAUAAAAAUUUCCCUUUGUUUAAUGGACCUCUUGUCUUGUGUUAGCAUCCUUCAGAAUGCUGCAAAUGAGAGAAAGAAUUUGAGACAUAUUAAUGAUGAAAAGAACAUGGGGAAGAAAUCUGUUAGAUUUGAAAUAAGAAUUUAUGGAGAAACUGAAGGAAUGGAAAUGGAAGUUAGAUGAAACAAUGUUGUGGUGGUUGAGAUUGAAGAGAUCUAUAAUUGUGUUGUCAUUGUUGUUUGCUUUCUCAAAGAGAGAAACUGAGAAAAAGAAACUGAACAAAAGGAAAAGGGGCGGUUAUGCCAAUUUAAAGAGAUAAAAUUAUGUUAGGAAUGCUAGGUUAGUCCUAUGAUUCUGGAAGACUUCAUCAUAAAAGCAUGUUCAGCAUCUUAGGGCUUCACUAGCAUCAUCAAUUAGAAACUUACUUUUCCCAUCCAGAAGAAAGGGAAAAAAAGCCCUGUAUCCUCUUAGCUUUGUUAAUAUUUUUUUUCCGGUAGUACCUAUCUUUUUGUCAGCUACUUGCAUCUAAAGACAUUCAUGAAUUAAACUAGUGUAUUUAUUUUGUUUUCUUUUUUUUUUUCUUUUUAAUACAGAGCAUUUAUUUUGUUUCUGGAUCUUAUGUACAAUAUGUGCAUCCUUUUUCUAACUUACUGGUGAUAAAAUUAUUCUUACAUGGUCAUGUUUGGCCGCUUUUAUUUUCACAUGGGAGAUGAUCAGUGGUUUGCGAACUUUUGGAAGGGAAAAGCCUAUGGUGAAGGCCGCUCCUAUUCAAAAUCUGGCGAUGUCUUCUUUUGCCAUUUUGAAGAUGGUCGGCGACAUGGCCACUUCCUUUAUAUUACUGCUUAUGGAGCAAGGUACAUUGAGAUCUGGAAUGAGGGUGUUCUCAUGAGCCCGCAGCAAAUGGACACUGAUGCUGUUCUUGGAUAAAGUCUAUAGUCUUUUUUUUUUU
This is a messenger RNA of Durio zibethinus, 1064 nucleotides long. Lineage: Eukaryota; Viridiplantae; Streptophyta; Magnoliopsida; Malvales; Malvaceae. The record is from RefSeq and is a predicted model, not a curated record.